CGCCCCCUGCCCCCCGGUAGCGCCGCCCCCCCCCGGCGCGGGGCAGGAUGAGCGGGCGGCGGGUGGACGCCAAGGUGGUGCUGCUGGGCCAGGAGGGCGCGGGCAAGAGCAGCCUGGUGGAGCGCUGCGCACACCGCCGCUUCCGAGCCGGGCCCUACCAGAACACCAUCGGUGCCGCCUUCGUGGCGAAGGUGAUGACGGUGGGGGACCAGGCGGUGACCCUGGGCAUCUGGGACACGGCCGGCUCGGAGCGCUACGAGGCCAUGAGCCGCAUCUACUACCGCGGGGCACGGGCUGCCAUCGUCUGCUACGACCUCACCAACAGCAGCAGCUUCCAGCGGGCCAAGUUCUGGGUGAACGAGCUGCAGAACUGCGAGGAGGGCUGCCGGAUCUACCUGUGCGGCACCAAGAGCGACCUGCUGGAGGACGACCCCCGGACACGAGCGGUCGAUUUCCACGAUGCUCAGGACUACGCUGACGAGGUGAAGGCAGAGCUCUUCGAGACCUCCAGCAAGACCGGGCAGAGCGUGGAUGAGUUGUUCCAGAAGGUGGCUGAGGACUACGUCCACUUCACCGCCUUCCAGGUGAUGACAGAGGAGAAAGGCGUCGACCUGGCGCAGAAGAGCAGCACCUACUUCUACAGCUGCUGCCACCAUUGAGGCCCCAUGCCCGAAGGGAAUCGCUGCUGCGGGGCGGCUGGCGCUCGCUGGACUCCUCCCGUUUUUUACUUGCUGUAUUUUAGCUGCACGAGCCGUCCGCGGCGCGCAAAGGGAGCGUGGCCCCAAGGACUUGCUCCCUUCCCCGGACUCGGCGUGCAGAGCUGCGUGGGGCUGGAAGGUUCCUGCGGCGUGAGGAGCUGCGGGGUCGCUGCCCCCCGACCCCAUACCCGCAGGAGCUGCAUCCCCGAGCCCCAGCAGCAGCCCCUAACUUAUUCUCUUGAACCAGCGCCUGAUUCUUUGCAGAUUAUUUAAGUGUCUCCUCCCGAGGUGUGCAAUGUAAAUAAAAUGCAUUGUGGUCUGAGAA
Molecule: messenger RNA, 1023 nt
Organism: Anas platyrhynchos (mallard)
Lineage: Eukaryota; Metazoa; Chordata; Aves; Anseriformes; Anatidae
Gene: RAB24
Product: RAB24, member RAS oncogene family
Molecular function (GO): GTP binding; GTPase activity
Source: RefSeq, a predicted model, not a curated record